Molecule: messenger RNA, 2207 nt
Organism: Phyllostomus discolor (pale spear-nosed bat)
Lineage: Eukaryota; Metazoa; Chordata; Mammalia; Chiroptera; Phyllostomidae
Gene: CCDC160
Product: coiled-coil domain containing 160
Exons: 3
Coding region: 237-1268 (343 amino acids)
Source: RefSeq, a predicted model, not a curated record
CACCCGGGUCCUUUUAAAUCAGGCCGGCCGGUUGCUAGGCAACAGAGAGGGCCGCGCUGGCGCACUGCAGAGGCUUCGCUUGGCGCCGGUCCGGCCUGGGCGCGGUGGCCAGCUCCAUCUGGCCAGCUCCCGAUAUAAGGGCUUCCUCUAGCUUGUGGUGGCCAGCUUCAGGGAAGAGGAUACCGGUACCAUCGGACCCCACGUACACUAAGAGUUCGAACUGGAGAAAUAGAGUAAUGGCAUCGAAUAGAAGACCUUGGGCAUCACGAAGUGAAUUGGACAAGAUGCUUGAAGAAAUGGAUGACAGGAGAAGGCACUGGAAGGAGAAUACAUUUGCUCCUUUUUUCAGUGCUCAGGGUGUUCUAAAUGAGGCUUUACAGCCUGAAUCUUCUCCUGAACUAAUGUCUUUAGGUAAGAGCAAGAGAAUGGAAGGAAUUUAUCAUUUGUCUGAGAGAAAGUUUCAAGAAGAUCCUAUAUUCAAGAGGAAAGAAUUUAUUUACCAACCAAAUGAAAAAGAACAAGAACUAAAUUUAAGAGAAAGAAAGAUGAACAUUUCAAAGAACGAAGCAGAUGCAAACUCUGUCUCCUGUGAAUCAUCUAAUUUGGAUGUUGGAACUGAAGAAAGCUUUGAUAGCACAGAAGAUGAUUACAUCUGGAAUACAAAGGGAUUACCAAUUCCAAGGCGACAAGACAAGAAGAAAAAAUAUACUGAAGGAAUGUAUCCAAAACUUAGCCUGAAUAUUAUGAAUGAAGAACUAGAAGAACUUAAUAUGAAAUGCAAAAAAAUACAAAAGGAGUAUGAAAAUGCUGAAAAAGAGCUCGUGAAGGCCAAAAAGGAAGUCUCUGCAAAAUCCCUAAAUUUUCAGGAAACUUGGAAGAAACACCGGGAACUUCAAGCUUUAAGAAAUGACCUAUUUGAAAAAGCAACAAAUGUCAGAAAGUUAACUGAAGAGCUCCAGGAAGCCAAAGAAGUCAUCCACAAGUUGACCCAAGAGAACAAACAUUUAAAAGAAUCUGUGAGGAAGUUAAAGCAUCAGAGUGAGGUUGGAAAUGCACUCAUAAAAGAAGAAAUAAAAAUUUUUUAUGAAUUAGAAAUGGAAAAGAUCCGUGGAGAGCUCGAUGCUAUCAAGGAUGAACUGAGAGUUGAGAAGACCCUGCAAGCAAGAAAUAACAGAGCCCUGGAGUUGCUGAGAAAACACUUCUCUACUAUAACAUCAAGUACCCUUGACAGCUUUACAGGGGAUGUUUUUUCACACUUGAAAAAUUAAAAGCCUUUAAUUAGGCAAAUCUUUGAGCCAAAUCAGUGUUUCUGGUGCUUUUUUGGUGUGCUACUUCAAAUGUGUUUAAUGGGAUGUAAUUUUCAUUUUUGGUGAAUCAAGACAUCUGUACAAUGUAUAUAUUUUAACUUCAAAGUGUCUGCUUUCUCUUUCCAGUGAAGUUAUUACAGAGGUCCAAAUGGAAAUGAAGCUUCAGAAACCUUUUUUAAAAAUAUCAUUUCACUCAAACCUGUAGUGAUUCACCAAAUCAUUUAUGAAUACGAGUCAACAGCCAUGUUGCGAUCUUGUGAGCAUUAUGCCCUUGGCUCAUGAAUGUUCUUCCAUCUGUGUUCAUUGAUGUCGACAAUAAAAAUCAUGUUUAUGUGCAUAAGCAUAACAUAUGUCUGUGGCUCUUAUAGCUGCCUGUUCAGACUCAGUGGAAUACAAAAAUGUGUCUCCUUUCUUUGAUAUGUAACCUUAAUUAGGCACAUAUAAACAUCUCCAGAAAAAAAUGCAGAUUUUUAUCCUCCCUGUUGUCUUCCCCAUGCUUUCUCCCUUGACCUGGGCAUGGUUCCCAUAGACUAGAAGAUGACUUACAGACAUGGCUGUGACCUUUGCUAAAGCCCUGAUUUGUCAGCAAUGGCUUUUGUGUUUUCUUAUGUUGACCGCUAAGGGGCAUUGUUUACACAGGUCUUCCAAAAUUCUACUGGAGGGUGGGGUGGGGAAAUGUACAGUUUUCCCACCCAGCUUACAUGGCCAGCUGAUUGGGACUUAGUGAAAGGUAUUGGGUGUCAGCUAGGUACCCUGCUAGUGAGCUGGCUUGAUUUAGACAGGAAUCCAGUUCUAUAAGCAGCCUGGGCAAUGAUAAUUUAUAUUAUACUUUCAGAGAAUAAAAAUGUACUGCCUCAACCCUCUGGUAGAAACUAUGGGCCAGUUGAUUCUUUCCAUUUG